AUGUCUGCGGUUAACCCAGUCAACCCCAAGCCAUUCAUCCAGGAAUUGACCGGCAAGCCGGUAUACGUGAGGCUGAAGUGGGGGCUCGAAUACAAGGGCUUCCUUGUCAGCACCGAUGGAUACAUGAACCUCCAGCUUGCCAACACAGAAGAAUUUCAGGACGGCAAGUCUAACGGCGCUCUAGGCGAAGUGUUCAUUAGGUGUAACAACGUGCUGUACAUUAUAAAGGCUCCCCUAGAGUGA
Messenger RNA from Sparassis crispa, 243 nucleotides. RefSeq names its product Small nuclear ribonucleoprotein. The record is from RefSeq and is a predicted model, not a curated record. The coding region runs from base 1 to 243 and encodes 80 amino acids. Gene Ontology annotation, biological process: mRNA splicing, via spliceosome; spliceosomal snRNP assembly. Lineage: Eukaryota; Fungi; Basidiomycota; Agaricomycetes; Polyporales; Sparassidaceae. The transcript has 5 exons. Gene Ontology annotation, cellular component: catalytic step 2 spliceosome; U1 snRNP. Gene Ontology annotation, molecular function: RNA binding.